UAUUGGGAAAGCCAAAAUCCCCAAAUACGGAACUCUGUAAGAGAGAGAGAGAGAGAGAGAAAAGAAAAGCAGAGAGAGAAGACAGAGAAAUCCAUUUCUCAAACUUCUUCAAUGGCUAAGGACGAUUCUGCAAAAGCUCCACUUCAACGCCCCACUAUUACUCUGCCGCCCCGCCCUUCUAUGGAGGCUUUUUUCGCCGGCGGCCCAACUGGGGUUAGCCCUGGCCCUAUGACCCUUCUAUCCAGUUACUUCGCCGACGGUGCCGUUGACUCACCUUCCUUCUCCCAGCUUCUCGCCGGAGCUAUGGCUUCUCCGAUGGCUAUGGGGUUUUUCGGAACUGGCCCUACACCCAAUUAUUACGCCAAGGAUGGUGGCGCCUCGGAAUUGGAAUUUGGGAUGAAACAAUCGAAGCCGGUGAAUUUAGUGGUUGCUCGGUCUCCUUUGUUCUCGGUCCCGCCGGGGCUUAGUCCUUCUGGGCUGCUUAAUUCUCCGGGGUUUUAUCCUCCUCAGAGUCCAUUCGGAAUGUCGCACCAGCAGGCAUUGGCUCAGGUUACUGCUCAAGCGGCAUUGGCAAAUUCUCAUAUGCAUAUGCAGCAAGCUGAAUAUCAACAUUCUUCAGUACCAGCUCCUACAGAACCAUUGACACGUGAUCCAUCAUUUUCUCUUGAUGAGGCAUCUCAACUGGCCAUAUUACCCUCCACAUCAGACACAAAAAGUCUGAUUGCAGAAUCAACAGAAGUCUCUCAUUCUGAUAGAAAAUAUCAACCUCCUCCUCCUCCUCCCCAUGCCUCUGAUAAACCUGCAGAUGAUGGCUUUAACUGGCGUAAAUAUGGACAGAAGUUGGUUAAGGGCAGUGAAUAUCCACGAAGCUAUUACAAAUGCACUCAUUUGAAUUGCCCUGUAAAAAAGAAGAUUGAGCGCUCACCUGAUGGGCAAAUUACUGAAAUUAUUUACAAAGGCCAGCACAAUCAUGAACCUCCUCCAGCCAACAAACGUGCAAGAGAUAAUAGCGAACUGACUGGAUGUACAAAUUCUUUGAUGAAGCCCGAAUGUGGUUUGCAAAAUCAAGCUGGAAUUUUAAACAAGUCAAGUGAAAAUGUGCAAUUAGGGUCAAGUGACAGUGAAGAACGAGCUGAUGCAGAGAUAAUGGACGACAGAGAUGAAGAUGAGCCAAAUCCAAAGAGGCAGAAUGUUGAUGCAGGGACAUCUGGUGUUACCUUGUCACAUAAAACACUCACAGAACCAAAAAUCAUUGUUCAAACAAGAAGUGAGGUUGACCUGUUAGAUGACGGUUAUAGGUGGCGCAAGUAUGGGCAGAAAGUGGUGAAAGGAAAUCCUAACCCUAGGAGCUACUACAAAUGCACUAGUGCUGGGUGCAACGUACGAAAGCACGUCGAGAGAUCUUCAACAGACUCAAAAGCUGUUGUAACCACAUACGAAGGGAAACAUAACCACGAUGUUCCUGCAGCUAGAAACAGCAGCCACCACACAGUCAACAAUACUGUCCACCAGAUCAAACCACACAAAGUUGUAGCUCAGAAACAUCCAUUACUUAAAGAGAUGGACUUUGGAACUAAUGACCAGAGACCUGCUGUUUUGCGGCUUAAAGAAGAGCAAAUCACCGUGUAAAGUGCUACGACAAUACCUUUCGUGCAACCAGAAGGUCAGUCAGUAGUUGAUUUCAAAUGACUAACCGGUUACAAAAAGGGAAAAAAGGGGUGAAAGAAAAAAGAACUUGCCAGUCACAUAGAAUUCAAAUUUUAUAGUCCGUGUUUGUGUUUGAGUCAAAAGAGCUCCAUUUGCCUUAUGCCUAUAGCAAUUUACAUCCCAAAACUGUUUUCAAUGAUGCUGAUGCUAAGGGAGAUACAAGGAGGUCAGUCAUACUGAUAUUAUGUGAUCACAAAUAAUGUUAUUACUUCUGUUUAUCUCUGCUUCCUGAGGCCAUUUCACCAUUGCAGCUGAGGUGAAGAGUAUGAACUUCAUCCUACAAAGUAACAGGAAGUGGGGGUAACCUUCCCUGUAGUUUUAGAAACCUGUUGUGUAGUGUGACUUUCAAAAUUCAAACUAGACAUUGUUAUGUACUGUAUAAUCUCAUUGUUUUGUAGUACAUCAGUUUAUACCAAAACAUGAACUGUACAAAUUGUAGUUGUGUGUAUAAAGUUGAGAAUCUUUAUAUUGUUUUGUUGAUCAAGAUGGGUAGUUGAUACA
Molecule: messenger RNA, 2208 nt
Organism: Benincasa hispida (wax gourd)
Lineage: Eukaryota; Viridiplantae; Streptophyta; Magnoliopsida; Cucurbitales; Cucurbitaceae
Product: putative WRKY transcription factor 3
Biological process (GO): regulation of DNA-templated transcription
Molecular function (GO): DNA-binding transcription factor activity; sequence-specific DNA binding
Source: RefSeq, a predicted model, not a curated record